Messenger RNA from Sinocyclocheilus rhinocerous, 855 nucleotides. RefSeq names its product calcipressin-2-like. Gene Ontology annotation, biological process: calcium-mediated signaling. Gene Ontology annotation, molecular function: nucleic acid binding; calcium-dependent protein serine/threonine phosphatase regulator activity. Lineage: Eukaryota; Metazoa; Chordata; Actinopteri; Cypriniformes; Cyprinidae. The transcript is spliced from 5 exons. The coding region runs from base 241 to 855 and encodes 204 amino acids. Gene Ontology annotation, cellular component: nucleus; cytoplasm. The record is from RefSeq and is a predicted model, not a curated record.
AUCCCCCCGCGCUCGGCGCGCCGUAUGUCAUCAGUGGGUUGAGAGCAUAGACUGUAUGGUUGAGAGCAAACAUCGUUUGAAUGCCGAGAGGCGGUCAUUGGUGAUUCAAGCUGUCUGCAGUAACGUUAGGAGAUUAGUGAAUCGCAGCUGGAAUGCGAGCUUGAUUCACAAAGGCAAGAGAGGGAGACAAAGCCACCGCGCAGAAGAUACGCACACCAGACUGCCACAUCCCGCACAGCCAUGAAGGGAGAGCAUUUAUUUGCCAACAUGAGAAGCACUCCAUUCGUCCAGCGGGUUUACCUCCUAGGAGGGGAAGAGCUGGUAGUCCUGCAGUCCACCAUGGGAGAGUCCUCACUGGGAGACAGUUUCCAACAAAUCACCGACUUCAAUGAUCUCCCCACGUCCCUCUUCGCCUGCAAUGUGGACCAAUCAGUAUUUGAAGACCAUGAGGGCAAGGAAAUGUUCGAGGCGCUCUUUCUCGCGUAUGAUGAGGGUGUGACGUUCCAGCAGUUUAAGAGCUUCCGACGUGUACGAAUCAAUUUUAGUAACCCCAAAGCAGCAGCCAGUGCUAGAAUAGAGCUGCACGAGACACCUUUCAGAGGAAAGAAACUUAAACUCUAUUUUGCCCAGGUGCAGAACCCAGCAUCCGAAGGAGACAAUUUGCACCUCGCUCCUCCCCAGCCUUCCAAACAGUUCCUCAUCUCUCCUCCUGGCUCACCUCCAGUUGGCUGGCAACAGAUUGACGAGGCCACACCAGUUAUUAACUACGACCUGCUUUAUGCAGUUGCCAAGCUUGGCCCAGCUGCUCAGCACAUUCAGCCCAUCUUGCCUCAUUUUGCAAUCGAGCAGCUUUAG